AUGCAAAACAACAGUAAGCCAAAGAAGCCCCUUCCAAAAUCCGAAUCAGGCGUUGUCUCUCUGAUGAAACUUCUGCGAACUCAUUCACUGCCUUUUGAGAAAAUUGUCAAGUGCAGAGCUAACCUUACGCCAUCAUUCUCCAAAAUGGAGUGGAAUCAUGCCAUUCAACUUUGGCCUCAGUACAAAGUAAUCACCGAUAUUCCAGAACACAAUCCCAUCGAACCAUACAUCCCAAAAACGUUUGCCGCUGAGGUUUUCCGCGCGAUUGAAAAAGCAGAAGUCGACACGAGUCAAUCGGGUGCUGCUGAUAACGAAGCCAGGGUUGCCGUGUUGAUUCGAGCCAUUCUUGUCGAAAUCAGUAGCUUGUUCAGUGGUGCUGUCAGCAACGAUGCCGAAGGCUACAUCGCAGGCACGGCUUCCAGCCAAGGGCGCAUCGAGUCCAUCUACACCGUAUUGGGAGCUUGUGUCAAUGUCGUUUUGGAAGUCAAAGCUGGAGGGAUUAGAAACAGAAACUUUGCUCAAAUGAUGGCAGAAUUAGAGAGCUGCGAUAUGCUAAAUGUUUCACGUCAACUAAAUCUGAACACUUUACAGGGUGUCCUGUCCUCGCAGACCGAGUGGCAUUUUUGGGCUUACGAUCGAAGAGGCUUCACAGUCUCGGAGGCCAUUGCUCCUUAUCAUCGGGAUGAGAAGCAAGAAAUUAUGAACAGAUUGAAGAUUGUGGCCCGACUGUUUGGCCAAUUUCUGAAGGGCUACUGUCCCGCUCUUCAUGCUUUUAUUCGACGAAGCGAAGGAAAGGGUUUCCAAGAGCAACAGGAACACAGUCCAAGCUAUAACGAGUGGAAGAAAGCCAGCUCUCUUGCGGAAGCAGCCCAAGCAAAGGCUUUCUCCGCAAAAGGGGAACAAGACUUUGCAGUUGUCAGAAGUCUAUUGAACCAAAGCUAUGACGCUCUCCCACAUGACUGCAAACGUCCAUUGCGAUUUCCAACACAAUCAAACAUUAUUGAUGAAUGUAUUGAAGAGCUUCAAUGCAGGAAAACUUGA
Molecule: messenger RNA, 1041 nt
Organism: Puccinia triticina
Lineage: Eukaryota; Fungi; Basidiomycota; Pucciniomycetes; Pucciniales; Pucciniaceae
Exons: 7
Coding region: 1-1041 (346 amino acids)
Source: RefSeq, a predicted model, not a curated record